UUGAAUAGAUUUAUGCUGCCCACGCCCACGCCACUUUCUCCACAAUCCACCGCCACAAUUGGACAAGUCCACCGUCCGUCUAUUUGACUGACACCGCCUUAGCGGCUGUCUCCUCCCAGUGGCAACAGACUAUUUUUGCUGGGGGGGGAAACAACAAAAUUUGGACCGUUCAGUGGGUUCCGUGUCCUCUGUGGGAAGCACAGUGGACGGCGGGGUAACGAGCGACUUGCUUGAGCUCGAUAGCGAGGCUGCAGCAUGCUCUCCGUGUUCCUGUCGUGGGUGGAAAUAGCAUUCUACCUUCAUUUGUGCUCUCUCGUGGACUUCGGGGAUGCACACAAUGCGAAGGAAGUGGUUCUGUUGGACUCCAAAGCACAGCAGACGGAACUGGAGUGGAUUUCCUAUCCACCUAUUGGGUGGGAAGAGAUCAGCGGCGUGGAUGAAAAUUAUACACCCAUUCGCACAUAUCAGGUGUGCAAAGUCAUGGAACCUAAUCAGAAUAACUGGCUUCGGACUAAUUGGAUAAGAAAGGGCAAGGCCCAAAGAAUUUUUGUGGAACUCAAGUUUACCUUAAGGGAUUGUAACAGUCUACCUGGUGUGGUAGGCAGCUGCAAGGAGACGUUCAACUUGUAUUAUCAGGAAACCGAUUCAGAGUUGGGUCGGAAUAUGCGAGAGAACCAGUACGUGAAAAUCGACACCAUUGCAGCUGAUGAAAGCUUCACUCAGGGCGACUUGGGGGAACGGAAGAUGAAGCUCAACACUGAAGUGCGAAUAAUUGGCCCCCUAUCCAAACAGGGGUUUUACCUGGCCUUUCAAGAUGUCGGGGCGUGCAUUGCCCUGGUGUCUGUCAAAGUGUAUUACAAGAAGUGCUGGUCCAUCAUAGAGAACUUGGCUAUAUUCCCAGACACUGUGACCGGAUCUGAGUUCUCCUCCCUGGUGGAGGUUGAGGGAAUAUGUGUGAAUGACGCAGAGGAGGAGGUGGACAACUUUCCCAAGAUGCACUGCAGCGCUGAGGGGGAAUGGCUGGUGCCCAUUGGAAAAUGCAUAUGCAAAGCAGGAUUUCAUCAGAGAGGAGAUGCAUGUGAACCAUGUGGCCAUGGAUUCUACAAAUUUUCCUCCCUGGACCUACAGUGCUCUCGCUGCCCGAUGCACAGCUUUAAUGAGCAUGAGGGUUCCUGGCGCUGCGACUGUGAGGAUGGCUACUACCGAGCUUUUUCUGACCCUCCUUCUGUGGCCUGCACAAGACCACCUUCAGCACCACAGAAUCUAAUCUACAACAUCAACCAGACAACAGUUAGCCUGGAGUGGAGCCCGCCAGCUGACACAGGUGGACGCAGUGACGUCACCUACAGGGUUAGAUGUCGGCACUGUAGCUGGGAACCUGAAGAGUGUGAACUAUGUGGGCCAAACGUGGGAUAUUUUCCUGCACAGUCACAAUUAGUGAAUAAUUAUGUCAACAUUGUUGACCUCCUGGCCCAUGCCAACUACACUUUUGAGGUGGAAGCUGUCAAUGGCGUGUCUGACCAGAGCCGCACGCAAAGGCUGUUUGCAGCAGUUACUGUUGCCACUGGACAAGCAGCUCCAUCACAGAUCAGUGAAGUCAUCAAGGAGAAAGUUCACCAGCGUAGCAUCCAGCUCUCCUGGCAGGAGCCCCAGCAAUCCAAUGGGAUCAUCACAGAAUAUGAAAUCAAAUACUAUGAAAAAGAUCUGAAGGACAGGACCUACUCCACAGUGAGGGCCAAAUCCACAUCAGCGACUGUGAACCAUCUGAAACCUAGCACAGCUUAUGUUUUCCAGGUACGGGCCUUUACCCAGGCAGGAUAUGGAACAUUUAGCCCCAGAGUGGAGAUAAUGACCAAGGAAGAGGCAAUUGCUGCAAUUGUCUCCAGUGAGCAGAACCCUGUCAUCAUCAUAGCGGUGGUGGCAGUGGCAGGAACCAUCAUCCUGGUGUUCAUGGUGUUUGGCUUUAUCAUUGGGAGAAGGCAUUGUGGGUACAGUAAAGCGGAUCAAGAGGGAGAUGAAGAACUUUACUUCCAGUUUAAAUUUCCAGGCACCAAAACAUAUAUUGACCCUGAAACCUAUGAGGAUCCAAAUAGAGCUGUCCAUCAAUUCGCCAAGGAGCUGGAUGUGUCCUGCAUUAAAAUUGAGCGAGUUGUCAGAGCAGGGGAGUUCGAGGAGCUGUGCAGUGGGCGAAUAACUUUACCUGGAAUACAGGACGCUUCGGUGGCCAUUAAAACAUUAAAAAUGGGCUACACCGAGAAGCAGAAACGAGACUUCCUCUGCGAAGCCAGCAUUAUGGCACAGUUUGACCAUCCCAAUGUUUUGCAUCUUGAGGGAGUAGUGACAAGAGGAAAACCAGUGAUGAUUGUUACAGAAUUCAUGGAGAACGGCUCAUUAGAUGCCUUCCUAAGAAUGCAUGAUGGUAAAUUCACCAUCAUUCAGUUGGUUGGCAUGCUGAGGGGCAUAGCAGCAGGAAUGAGAUAUCUUGUCGACAUGGGCUAUGUUCAUCAAGAUCUUGCAGCACGGAACGUCCUCGUCAACAGCAACCUUGUAUGUAAAGUGUCUGACUUCGGCGUGUCCCGGCUGUUAAACGAAGAUCCUGAAACCGUCUACUCGACAACGGGUGGAAAAAUACCAGUCCGGUGGACCGCACCAGAAGCUGUCCAGUUCCGUAAAUUCACUUCUGCAAGUGAUGUGUGGAGUUAUGGCAUUGUCAUGUGGGAAGUCAUGUCCUAUGGGGAAUGGCCAUACUGGGACAUGUCCAAUCAAGAUGUAAAUAAAGCUCUCCAGGAGGGCUACCGUCUUCCAGCGCCUAUGGACUGUCCCCCAGGCCUUCAUCAGCUUAUGUUGGACUGCUGGCAGAAAGAUAGAGGAGAUCGUCCCAAAUUUGAUCAGAUAGUCAGCAUUCUGGACAAAAUGAUUCGAAACCCAAACACACUGAAAACGCCAGUUGGAACAUGUACCAGACCAAUUACACCACUGCUGGAUCAGAGCACACUCAAUUUUUGGGCUCUCCACUCAGUGGAAAAGUGGCUGGAAGCCAUCAAGAUGGAACGAUACCAAAAUAACUUUACAGCAGCUGGCUACAGCUCCCUGAAAUCUGUGGCCAGUAUGUCACUUGAGGAUGUCAGGAGCUUGGGUAUUACACUGGUGGGCCAUCAGAAGAAGAUCAUGAGCAGCAUACAGACGAUGAGAUUGCAGAUGCUGCGUCUUCACAAUGCAGGUGUCCAAGUCUGAUGGAAGCAAAACAACUUGUACAGAGUUGAAUAAAUGGAAUAUCACGUAUAGUUGGUGCGCCUGCAGAGGGAACAUGUUUUUGUCUUCAACGAGACAUUCCGAACUUGAAGGAGAUGACAAUAGAGAAGCAACUAUGGACGAGGCAAAUCGGAUUUCUUUUUUUUUUCUUUUCUUUUCAAUGAGCUAAUGGACACAUAUCAAAUGGUGUGUUAAGAAUUAAGUGUUUAAACUUAAAGACACACACUAUUGGCGAUGGUUUUCCUUCGAAAACUGUUAGUUUUCUUCAACAUGGAAACAGGGUAUUCUCAUUAGCAGCCAAAAAUGGAGAAAAUGUACUUUCAGGGUGAGUUAGGCUCCGGGAUAGAAUUCAAAUAAUUUUUUAACUCGGACUUGGGAACACGGUAUACUCCGUCUUAUCCAAAUAUGGAGAAAGUGUGUUUUGUUUUUUUACCUGUGGAAUCUAUUUCAAGCUCCUAUACUUGUUAGAAUAACCGUUUUCUGAAACCGUCAUUUUCAAUUCAUUUAUGUGCUACACUGAUAGGCCUUGUCAACACGGGACCACUUGUGGGCUUUAGUUGGAUGGGUUGAAAACAAGGUUGAAUCCAUUCACGCCGACGUCGUAUCAAUAAUUUGUUAUGUCCAGACAGAAAUGGAUCAAUGGGUGAAAACAAAGUAAUAUAAGUAUUACAUUGUUUUCACCCGAAAUGGAUGCAUGGGUGAAAACGAUGUAAUAUACUAUAUGUAUUACAUCAUUUUCACCCAUGGAUCCAUUUCUGUCUCGAGGUGCCACGCCUACAUGUGGCGCUCUAAGCCAGGGGUGUCCAAACUAAGGCUUUUAUCCUAAAACUGGCCUGUGGUACGUCUUGAAACAGUUUUUAAUAAUAUUCAAGUUCAUAUACAGUGGGGCAAAAAAGUAUUUAGUCAGCCACCGAUUGUGCAAGUUCUCCCACUUAAAAUGAUGACAGAGGUCUGUAAUUUUCAUCAUAUGUACACUUUGACUGUGAGAGACCGAAUGUGAAAAAAAAUCCAGGAAUUCACAUUGUAGGAAUUGUAAAGAAUUUAUUGGUAAAUUAUGGUGGAAAAUAAGUAUUUGGUGAGAUGAAACCAAAACAGAACGUUUUGGUAUAAACUAAACUGGUCGUGUUGGAAGGAAGAAGAAUAUUGAGUUGCAUCCCAAGAACGCCAUACCUACUGUGAAGCAUGGGGGUGGAAACAUCAUGUUUUGGGGCUGUUUUUCUGCUAAGGGGACAGGACGAUUGAUCCGUGUUCAGGAAAGAAUGAAUGGGGCCAUGUAUCGUGAGAUUUUGAGCCAAAACCUCCUUCCAUCAGUGAGAGAUUUGAAUGGUUGACCAAAUACUUAUUUUCCACCAUAAUUUUACCACAACGUCUGGGCUUCCCUGCUUAGGCUGCUGCCCCCGCGCCCCGACCUCAGGAUGGAUGGAUGAAUAUACUACUGCAUUUUAAUGUUGGUAUUUAUAGUGGAAUUGGUGAUGCACGUUUUUUCUGAGGUUGUACUUAGUAAAAAAAAGUUUUAGAACAACUGCAGUAGAAAGAUAUACAUUUUUUUAGCCCAAUGUGACCAAAGAGUCAAAAUGUUUGGACACCUCUGCUCUAAAUGGACACAGAUAUUAGAAUAAAAAGUGCAUGUGUAUAAAGUGUGCCAUCUUCUGCUACAAAAUAAGAUGAUGCCAAACGCACGUAAGAAAACUGGGUUUUGUCUGGACUGACGAUGAAACGGAAUUUCUUCUGCAAAGAGUACAAACAAAGCUCUCUUCAACACCAUUGUUGUUGUUCUUGUUACGGCCUGUUUGCGUGUGGGUCUGUGAUGGUGAAUUCACGGCGAUGUUGUUGUCCUCCAAAAGUAGUGGUUCUUUUGUCCACCUGAUAAAGGAAAGCCAAAACGAUACAAUACUUACGCCGUCCCCCACCUAAAAACAUCCCCGUUUGCACAGGCCCUAAAUAAACUUUUCUAUACCUUUUUUCUACUCUUUGCUAAUGUAGCAAUACUGUUAAAGUUUUAACGCAGGAAGUAUUUGCUGGGUCUGUGCACUGCUGAAAAGCUAUAUUGAAGCCCCUAUAACUUGUUUUGAUAGAAAUAUGCCUACAUGUUGCAGAGUUUCAGGGGCAUUUUUCAGCUGCAAACACAUCUUCCGUAUUUUUUGGACCAUAAGGCGCAUCGGAUGCACUGUCGACGAAUGGGUUUAUUCGAGUCAAUUUUCAUACGAAAGGUGGACCAGAUUAUAAAUCGCAUUUAAGGAGUCAUAUUAUGAUUUUUUUUUCUAAAUUUUUUAAAACACUUACUUGUAGUCUACUAACAUCUAUUGGUGGGUCUUUGCUCAAAAUGUUGCAUGGAUUGUUUUACAGACCAUAUUUAAUCCACUUAUGGACCGUCUCUUCGGGGCGGUCUUAUUACGUGGCUCCACUUCCACGCCGUCAUCUUUUGUUGUACUUUUUAGCGCUUCCAUAGUGAGUCUACUGACAGACAUAAGUUAGAACUGUACACAACUUUAUAUUAGAAAUGGCAAAGGGAUGGAAUCAAUGCUUCACAACAAAAGGAUAGAAAAGAAGAAGAAAGAGCUUAUUGACUACAAAGGUGAAUGCACGCACAUUUUUGGGACUUAUGCAGAUCCCAAAUACACAUCAGCAGGAACCAAUAGUUAAGAAAAGUUGGUUUGGUUUUGCUGAAUAGGUCAAAAGAAAGCGCCAAAUGAUGUCUCCUAAUAGGUGCCAUUAUGGGGUCCUUACACACACCAUAAUAAUACCCGAACGUUGAAGCACAGUACGUAUGACUACGGUAGCCACAAAGCACCGCGUUCCAUCAAGCUGUGCGACUUAGUCGUAUUAAAAGUAUUUUGACAGAUUUGGGAGUGAUGCGUGUAAUGUUCUAUAUUUUUAAUCAAACAUCAAAGUCUUUGCUAGCGUCCUUUAUUGAACAGGCGUCAUCACGUAUCUUCUAUGUGUAACUGCUGUCUAGUGGUCACACUUAUCAUUACACCACAACCAGAAUAAGCACUAUCAGAAUUAAUGCAUACUGUAUAUAAGUUAUAAGACACACUCAUUGAGAAAAUGAAGGUGUUUUAAGUGUGCCUUAUAGGCCGAAAAAUACGGUAAUUGAAAAUGAAAAAAGAUUAAGUGUUUGACUAAUUGCCAGUGCAAACGCUUUUUUAAAUGAUUUUAUUUUAGGCUGAGCUUAGGUUUUUUUUGCUUUUGUUUUUCCUUGGAAUAUGAUGUUUCGUUAUCUGAAACUUGCACUGCUGAAAUCAAGUUCAAGGACAUAAUUUAUGCUUAAGUGCGAGUGUGCGAAAAAGACAUGAACUAAACAAAGCAAUAAUUACCAGGUAGAAAAGGGUCUUCAUUUGAGAUUUCCAAGGUGCUAGUCAUGUGUGCUGUGAGGAAAAAGCCUUUUUGGAAGCACUAUUUAAACAAUAAAAUAGUGGAUAUUUAUCGGUGGUCACAUCGCAUUCACCAGCAUUGUUGCCCGAAGAUCAAAAGGACAAUUUGAGUUGCUGGAUCAAAAAUUGGGCAAAGACAGAUUGUGAUGCUAAAUUGCCUUCUUGUGUUUUUCUCAUCUGCUCUGUGUAUUCUGUACUGAUCAAAACGAAUGGCAAAUACAUUUUAAUUGAAUGGCAGAGACAAUUUCUUUGUAUUUCUAAUAUUAUCAUCACAAUUUAUACCUCAAACCUCUAAAACGUUGCCACCCAAAAGAGUUUACAGAGCAGUAUUAUUUAAACAUGAUAAGGAAAUUCCGCUAUUUCAAUAUGUGUGUAUUUUUCCCCACCCAAAAGAAAAAUGUUUACAUUGGUUUACUAUGGUUAAAGCACUACUCAUCGGAAAUGACCUUCUGGCUCUCUGUUUGCACUAAGUUUGUGUGAAGUGUUUUGAAAAUCUGCCUAGUGUUAAUGAAUUGUAAAGGCAGGGGAACCAAAAAUGUAAUUAAGCCUGUCCAUGGGACAGUGGGACUUGAACUUUGAAAGGAAAUGCAUUGUACUUUAUUUACUAGUAUUGAUCAUUGUUUAUUGGACCUAUGAUCCUAAAUAAACAAGUGAGAACAACAUCAAAAACUUUGUUCUCAUAUCUUUCUUGCGCUGGCGUUGACAAUGCAAUGUCUUGCUGGUGUGUUAAAUUAUACCGUGUACCAUUUUAUUUCAUGAUUGAGAACCAGCAUGUAUUUGUAUUUGGUGACAGCAUCAGUUAGGGGAUUAUUAUCCUAUUAAGGAAAUAUGCCCUUAAAUAGCUUCGGGCGCAGAUGUCCAUCACAAGCUCUCUAGACAGCAGUGGCUCUUGUUCUCAGGAAAUUGGAGUCUUAAAGGAUAGAAGCAGUUGGAUUUUAGGAGGAAGUGUACAGACAUUAACAACAUAUGGUAGGAACCCCUCAUAGGUAGGAGUACAGGAUAGGGGUCAGAGGUCACCCGACUCAAACCGAUCAGAGGAAAUAGACUGACUGACCAUGCAACAAAUUUGGGUCUUUGUUCAGACUGGCCGGCUCCAAGGCUAGAGUUACAAGAGUGGGGGUUUUCGUGUUAGGGGUAUUCAGGCACAGUGGUCCGAGAGGACAGCAGAAGAGUAAUCAGGCCCAUCCUUUUUCUCCUGGAAGCUGAAGUUCCAGUCUGAGGCUCGCUGAAACAAAAUAAAGCUU
Nerophis ophidion (straightnose pipefish) is the source of this 7870-nucleotide messenger RNA. It is a transcript of the gene epha7, whose product is annotated as eph receptor A7. The transcript has 17 exons. Gene Ontology annotation, cellular component: plasma membrane; neuron projection. NCBI's taxonomy places the organism in Eukaryota, Metazoa, Chordata, Actinopteri, Syngnathiformes, Syngnathidae. The record is from RefSeq and is a predicted model, not a curated record. Gene Ontology annotation, biological process: axon guidance; cell surface receptor protein tyrosine kinase signaling pathway; protein phosphorylation. Gene Ontology annotation, molecular function: transmembrane-ephrin receptor activity; protein binding; ATP binding. Bases 256 to 3234 code for a protein of 992 amino acids.